AUGCCUGACUCCUUUGCACACUCGCUCUCCCCCAUCGUGGAAGAAGGAAGUAUCUCUCGACGCAUUGGCGACGUUCUUGUCACAGUCUCUGCCUGCAAUGCCGACGUUUUCGACAACUUUCAUCUUUACACCAUUGCCAACGGAUUCAUUUUGACCAGCCCAAAGCUUGGUUGUGGAGGUAGUAUUUCUCUUCAGCGCCGAGUCUACGCCGGGCCGAUCCCCCCUGGUUUUGUCGUCGACCACGUCGAUCGGAACCCUCUCAACAACGUGUUGUCCAACCUGCGCCUCCGCCUCCUGGAACGGCGCACCAAUCUGCUUGUUGUGAUGGGCGAGAAACGCCCUAGGGUCAUCAGUACAAGGAUGACUCCUGUUUUUAUAUCUAAACGCCGAUUCCACGAAGUCGAAAAGGCUGCGCACUGGCGCCAGAAGAAGGUGGCCGAGAACUUCAACAAGGCUCGCCCUGCCACCACAAAGGCCGAGGAAAAAUAA
Molecule: messenger RNA, 489 nt
Organism: Moesziomyces antarcticus
Lineage: Eukaryota; Fungi; Basidiomycota; Ustilaginomycetes; Ustilaginales; Ustilaginaceae
Exons: 2
Coding region: 1-489 (162 amino acids)
Source: RefSeq, a predicted model, not a curated record